Molecule: messenger RNA, 951 nt
Organism: Echinostoma caproni
Lineage: Eukaryota; Metazoa; Platyhelminthes; Trematoda; Plagiorchiida; Echinostomatidae
Source: the annotation of a GenBank genome assembly
AUGAACUCAGUUAUCGUCCAGCCCCCGCAAGAUGUUGCGGUGGAACAAAUGAAUGGCCAAAUACGUCUCUCUUGGAAAAGCUCAACUGUAAAAGAGUACCGCAUUCGACUUUUUGCCGGUUCAUUAACGGACCAUAUUCUCACUGUGUCCGGAAGCGAAACAGAUUAUUUCCUAUCACUGAAUCCGUGCAUUGCAUAUGUGAUUGAGCUAUGUGCGGUGGAUGAUCAAGAUCGACUCAGUAUUCCCGUUUUCAAAACAGUUGUACCCAAAGCAAAUGCACCUCCACCACCAGAGAAUCUACAAGUGGUUGAUGACUUGUUCAUCCAUGCACACAUUGUCACAUGGGAUUAUCCGACAGAUUUUGAACCGAAUUGUGAACUGGUAUUCCAUUUCAAAUACACUUAUGAUACAGUGGAGCAAGUGAUAUCAUCUUUCGUUGGCAAUUCCAUUGAUGUCAGUGGGUUGCCGAUAAAUACUUUGGUCACAUAUCACGUACGUGCUUAUUAUCGUCAGUAUGGUUCCGAGAAAAGUGCACCGGUAACUGUCAGUCGACUCACGCGAAGCAGAGCAGAUCUUGUCCCUAGUAAACCGGAUGACGUGCAGGUUGAAGCUAGCUGUGGCUCGUUGAAAAUUCGCUGGACAUCGAACAACGCUGACAAGUACGUCCUAUAUCACUUGGUUAGGACGGUGGAAUUGGGAACCGGAGCAACUAUUACGACUAAAGCUACAGGAACAACAACGGAGGUCCGGGGUCUGAAAUGUGACCACGGUUAUGUGGUUACAAUUAGUUCUGUGAAUGAUUGUGGAUCGUCAGACGAGUCCGAACCUAUUUACGUAGUGGCGGCUGAUCAAGUUAAUUUGAAAGAGAUAUCUCAUUCCGUGUUGCAUGGUGGUGAUCCAGACAUCGCCGGGAGGCUUAUCAGCACCGGUGAUGUCAACGUGACAGCUUGA